UCCACACAAACACACAGGUGCCAGUUUCACUAGAGCGGGAUAGCGAAAAUCGAGAAGAGCGUAAAUGGAGGCUCUUCUUGUGGCUAGGGUGGCCGUAGAGUGCCCUCUGUGCGGUGAGGUGUUCAAAUACCCAGUGACCCUCCAGUGCGGACACAGCUGCUGUAAGGUGUGCCUGCAGGACUUCUGGGAGCGAAAGGGCGCGCGCGAGUGCCCCAUCUGUCGCCGGCUGGAGAUCACGCAUCGGCCGCCUAUCAACCUGGCGCUGAAGAUCGCCGCGGACAGGUUCCAGGUGGAGCAGAGUGCCGCUGCCACUUUGAAACUGGAGGAGGUCUGCGCCACGCACAACGAGAGAUACAAGCUUUUCUGCCAGAGAGAUGAACUACCAAUCUGUACUGUCUGUCAGGUGUCAAAGGAUCACAGGAACCACGAGUGCUGCACCAUCGCGGAUGCAGCCAAAGACCGAAAGGCUGGCAUCUCUCCCAGGUACACCUCACUGUCUAAUCAUCUCAGCACCCUUGAACGAGUCCGAGACAACUGGAGGGAGACAGAGAUCUACAUUAAGACACAGGCGGAUGAGACAGAGCAGAUGAUUAAAGAGGAGUUUCAGAAGCUGCACAGUUUCCUGUGGGAGGAAGAGGCUGCUAGACUGACCCUGCUGAGAGAGGAGGAGGAGAGGAAGGCCGAGCGGGUGAGGACGAAGCUGGAGGACAUCUCUAAGCAGGUGGAUGACCUGUCCGCCAUCAUAAGAGACGCUGAUGAAACCAUAAACAGCAGCGACAUCCGGUUUCUAAACGACUACAAGAAGACAAUAAGCAGGCUGCGGUUCACCAUGCAGGAGCCAGAGGUGCUCACCGAAGCUCUGAUUGACUCUACACAGCAUGUGAGCUCACUGAAGUACGACGUGUGGAAGAAGAUGGCUGACAUGGUUUAUCACUAUCCUCUCUACCUGGAUCCCAACACAGCACAGGCCAACCUCGUCCUUUCCGAUGAGUUCACCAGUGUGCAUUAUGGGAAAAGGUGUCCGGUGCCUAGCAACCACGAGCGCUGCAGCAGCCGCAUGGCAGUGCUCAGUGUUGCGGGCUUCACGUCAGGGAAGCACUCCUGGGACGUGGACGUGGGUGAGGGCACCGAGUGGUACAUAGGGGUCGCCCGCGAGUCCGUCAACAGGAAGGACACGGUGUUUCUGAACCCGGCUGAGGGAUUCUGGGUAAUCGGAUUGUGCAACAGCUACACCUACUGGGCACAGACGUCCCCCCGCACUCGUCUGGUCGUGCGCUCGAAGCCAGAGCGGAUCACGGUGGAGCUGGACUACGACAAAGGCAAAGUGACCUUCCUCAACGCCACAGACUCUUCGAUUAUGUACACGUUCAGAGACAAAUUCACAGAGAGGGUUUUUGCGUUCUUUUCGCCGGGUAUGUAUGAAGAGGGCAAUAGCAGCCCGAGCCCACUUAAAAUCUGCCCCCUUAAGAAUUCGAUCCUGCUCUACUGACCGCCCCCUUUACAGCAACAUGAUGUACCUCUUUUAUCUUAAAGAGGACAUAGAAUGGAUGAAUUGAGUAUUACACGGUGUUCUCUGAUGUUAAAAUAGUAUAUUCAACUUUGAUUUAAAAAAAAUAAACUCAAUUGCAAUUUUACAAGACUAAUUAAAACCAUAUAUUUAGGCUGGGUAUUGAAAUGGUCUGUUUGACUAAAUGGUGCCCUCUUUGCCAACCCCAAUUGAACUUCAAUGGCUUUGCGAUGUCUGACAUCACAAGCAGACUCUUUUCUAAUUUGCCCAUUUUUUUGUGUCUAUUUCUAAGUUCAAGAUGUUCAUAUGAAGGAGGGCACAACCAUGCCUCAUGUUCAUGAUAGCUCUUUGUUUAUGCAUAACCUCUCAUAAUUCAUGAAAACCAAGAAAAACAUUAUUUCCAUUCUAUGUCACCUUUAAACAGUUUUUUUUGUCUCUGUUUCAAACUCAUUUUGUUGCCAGUGAUGCACAGUAAGAAAGUCUCUGAUGUUGCCGAUGCAUGCCUGGAACAUGUAAAGUUGUUCUCAUGGGUAGGAGCAUCGCCUCAUUUUAAUGGUUGUACACAAAUUUGGCACUCUCUUAGCACUAAAUGGCUGACGAAACAAAAAAAGGGGGGAAUUCCUAUAUCUUUAAGACUUCAAUCCUGCUCUGACAGUUGCAUAGCUCCAGCCUCCUUUAAACUGCUAUCUGUAUUUUUUGUCUUAUUUUAAUACACAUAUUUUAAUACCAUUUUGUAUCUCAUGGUGCCGUACUAAAUACAGCACACGCCAGUGGAAGUGGCAUCCAUCACAAGUGUAAUGAUGGUACGGUCAAGACAACUUGAAUCAAGCAGAAUCCUACACAUACAGUAUGCCCUUUAAAACCUGCCCCAUGAAGACUUCAGUAUAAUUCACUGGCACCGUGCUACAUUCUGAACUCUUUUAUAAAUCUGCCUCCUUGAAAGACUGUAAUCCUUCUCUACAGAAUAAUGUCUUCAGCACCUUGCAGCACACUUGGGGGGUAGACACAGCGUGGUGUGGUGCUGCUGUGGCAGAGGGACGAUCUUUAGCGUGACUUCGCUCAGUUUAGAGAUGCAAGUGAAGGUACUAUGCUGCAGCCAAAAGUGUAAUAAAAACACACCUCUGCCCUCUACAGACUUCUGUGUGGUGACAUACUGACUGUCUGACAGUUUUAGCACUUGAAAUGACGCUCCCUGGAGACUUAAAACCUGCUUUACUGACAAAGGACUGUGGAUGAACACGUUGUCUUGGACUUCGGUUGGCCCAAAUCCAAACUCUGUUACAUAACUCUUCCUUUGUUUGGACUUGGAAAGAUUUCACCUCAUACCAGAGUGACGUUUGCCUCUGAGGUUUUCAAAGCUGUGAAUCCACUUUUGACUACUACUGCUAUUACUACAUUACUAUAUUAUGCAAAGGUGUAAUAUGAUACUGGUGUGAAGAUAUUAAUCAAAUAUAAACCGCCAAGUGCCAACAUGUAAAUAACUUCCUACUGUGUUAUUUUCAUUACUCCACAAGAACGCAGAGAAUGCCACAAC
This is a messenger RNA of Sardina pilchardus (European sardine), 3041 nucleotides long. Its product is annotated as zinc-binding protein A33-like. The transcript has 6 exons. Gene Ontology annotation, cellular component: cytoplasm. The coding region runs from base 65 to 1489 and encodes 474 amino acids. The record is from RefSeq and is a predicted model, not a curated record. Gene Ontology annotation, biological process: protein ubiquitination. Lineage: Eukaryota; Metazoa; Chordata; Actinopteri; Clupeiformes; Clupeidae. Gene Ontology annotation, molecular function: zinc ion binding; ubiquitin protein ligase activity; protein binding.